AUGGCAGAGCAAGAACAGGUGGCACCCGAAGUUGAACAAGAUGAGGAAGAAAAUGUUGAUUACAAACCACCUAAAGAAAUGUCUAUAUCGGAAAUUGUCUGUCAGGAUGCAGAAGAUGAAAGUCUUAGAAAGUAUAAAGAGACCUUACUGGGCAGUUGUCUCGCAGGGAAUGUUAUAAUUGAUGAGAAGAACCCUAACAAAGUUAUAAUACAGAAACUGUCGUUGCUAGCUGAAGGCAGAGAUGAGAUGUCUCUUGAUCUUACAAAACCUGAAGAAGAGAUCAAGAAAGAGUCAUUCACAUUGAAAGAAGGCUGCAAGUAUAGGAUUAAGAUAUACUUCUUUGUACAAAGAGAAAUUGUCUCUGGACUUCGUUAUGAGCACAAAGUAUACAGAAAGGGUAUCCAAGUGGAUACGAUGAAACAGAUGAUGGGAAGUUACGGACCCAAAUUUGACCUCCAGUCAUUUACAACUCAAGAAGAGGAAGCCCCACAUGGCAUGUUGAUGAGAGGCGACUAUAAGAUCAAGUCCAGAUUCGUCGAUGAUGAUAAAAAUGAGUUUGUAACCUGGGAGUGGCAUUUGUCGGUAAAGAAAGACUGGUGUUAG
Molecule: messenger RNA, 603 nt
Organism: Candidula unifasciata
Lineage: Eukaryota; Metazoa; Mollusca; Gastropoda; Stylommatophora; Geomitridae
Source: the annotation of a GenBank genome assembly